This is a messenger RNA of Microdochium trichocladiopsis, 699 nucleotides long. Its product is annotated as Gti1/Pac2 family-domain-containing protein. Gene Ontology annotation, molecular function: DNA binding. The annotation marks the transcript as partial. The transcript has a single exon. The record is from RefSeq and is a predicted model, not a curated record. NCBI's taxonomy places the organism in Eukaryota, Fungi, Ascomycota, Sordariomycetes, Xylariales, Microdochiaceae.
AUGGCGGAACGCCAGCCGUCAGGAUCGCCGCUGAACCCAACGUUCAGGGGCUACAUUGCCACAACAAUGGAUGCUCUCGUCCUCUUCGAAGCCUGCCUCUGCGGCCGGCUCUCCCACGUACCUCGGCGCCCCCACGACCGAGAAAGGUCGGCUCUCAUCCGGAGCGGCCAUGUCUUCAUCUAUGAGGAGCACUCGUCUGGAAUCAAACGCUGGACCGACGGCGUCCCCUGGAGCCCAAGUCGGAUCCUCGGAAACUUCCUGCUGUAUCGCGAGCUCGACAAGCCUUUCCAGCCUGGCGAGAAGAAGCGUGCAAUGAAGAAGCCCAAGGUUGAAGGCGGCGUCACCAAACCCAUCGCCAACCCUGCUGCAUCGCGCUCAAACUCCCUCAGCAGCUACGGCACCAGCCUGCCGUCAAAUUCAUCCCUGUCGUCAUUCGAGAACGGAGGCACGGGCAGAGACUCUGAGCGGGCACUUGUGGGGUCCCUUGUUGACUCUUACCAGUUCAAAUCUGACGGGCUCAUCAAGAAGACCAUCAGCGUCUCAUAUCGUGGCGUGCAGCACCACCUGGUAUCAUAUUACAACAUCGACGAUGUCAUCAGCGGCCGCCUUGCCACGCCGUCGGCAACCCCCGACUUCAAGAAUCUGACACCUCGGUCCAGCCUGAUCUCGUCGGGCAACUUCAGGGCGCCAGUGGACGAC